AAAGCGUUAGUGUAGCGCCAACUCGCGUCCAUAAUGGAAGAGGAAUUACGGUGUGCAGUGUGUGCUAAUUUCUUCACAGAGCCUGUGCUUCUACCAUGUUUACACGCGUUAUGUUUGAAGUGUGCGUGUGGCCUCCAGCGCGGAGUCCAGGCCCUGCUGGCAGAGCCCGUCGUCAGCCAGCAGGGUGGUCCUCCAGGGCACGAUCCAGAUCCGCCUGACGGAGGCGCUGACAGUGACAAAGCUUCCGUUUACAGUGAGACUGACAGUGGGGUUGUCGUGGCAUCGCGGCCCACUUCUUAUGUCAGUAGUCCGGAAAAUACAGUGACUAACGCUGAAGGAGGCUCUGAAGGGCAGCAACAGCAAGGGGCAGGAGGAGGGGGAAGUGGAGGAGGAGGAGGAGGAAGCAGUGGAAGUGGUCAGCAGCAGCAGCAAGGUGUGAGAUGCCCUGUGUGCCUGAAGGUAUCCGCCUUGGGCCCUGGGGCAGCGGCAGAUCUGCCCCGAUAUACGGCCAUGGCACGAAUCAUUGCUAGGCAUCGAGGUGACCCUGGCACUGCAGACCCACCGCCACCCCCUCCCACGGCGACAGGAGGCACGCCCGCAACCCUCCCACCUUGUCAGUUGUGCGAGGGGCCACCCCGCCCUGCAACCACAGAGUGUCAGCAAUGUCAGGUGCUUUACUGUGGUCCCUGCCUCACUUCUUGCCACCCUCCCAGAGGUCCUUUGGCCACCCAUACCUUGGGGCCCGUCACGCCUCUGGGGGGAGUCUACCCAGGGGCAGCAGAAGUCUGCGCCGCCCACGGCGAACGCCCGUCUCUCUACUGCCUGGUUUGUCGGUGGUCAGGGUGCCGAGAGUGUGGGCCCAGUCACUCUCAACACGACCUCCAGCCACUGGACAAUCUGGCUAAAACGCACAAGGCGGAGUUAUCGGAGUCCCUCCAGCAACUAUCUGGGAGAGCCAAAGCCACCCACGCCCAUAUCACCAACCUCAAAACCUUUCAAGACAGAGUCAACGCCCAUUGUGAUACUUUGGCCGCGGAGGUGGAGAGACAGUGCGCGGAGCUUCUGGAGGCUGUACAUACUGCCCGCACGAGACUUUUGGCUCAACUAGCAGCUGAAAGAGAAGCCACAACCAAGAUCUACAGGGACCAAGCCUCGGGAUGCACGCGACGCCUCCACCAGACCACCGCCCUCGUCCAGUUCUGCAUUGAAGCCAUUAAGGAGCCGGACCCCGCAGCGUUCAUGCAGAUGGGUCCUCAGCUGAUCGGCAGAGUGAGCGACCUUGACUUGACGUGGGACAAGGAGUUGACCUCGUCCUCCACGCGUCUGAGUCCUUACAUCGAUUUGGACGUUGAUCACAAGAGUGUAUUGAGAGCAAUCAAUACAUUCAACUUCGUUCAGAUGAAACCGUGCUUGGAUGGAGAAGAGCGGAGACCAGCAGCUCCGGGACCUCCCGAGUUCCUGGCUGAAGAAUGCGUGGGUGAAAACAAUAGCGUGACGGCUACGUGGUCCCCGCACCCCACUUCCAGGGUGGCUGGAUACAUCCUAGAGAUAGAUGAUGGCGAUGGAGAUUUCAAGGAAGUUCACAGAGGUCCUGAGACUCUGUGUACAGUAGAGGGUCUCCACUUCAACACCGUCUAUCACUUGAGAGUCAAGGCCUACAAUAUCUCCGGAGUGUCACCCUACUCAUCACCCGUUUCCAUCAGAACGUCUGCUACUGCCUGGUUUUCCCUCGACCGAACUUUAUCUCACCCCGAGUGCCGUCUGGUGGGGGACGGUGCCGGCGUCACCUGUGAGAGCUACGAGCACAGAGUGGCCCUGGCUUCUGUUGGGUUUUCCAGAGGGCGACACUACUGGCAGUUCACCGUUGACUCCUACGACGCCAACGCCGAUGUCGUCUUCGGAGUCGCCAGGAUUAAUGUGGACAAGGAAGGGAUGCUCGGUAAUGACGUACAUGGUUGGGCCAUGUAUAUUGAUCAUCAGCGAUCCUGGUUCCUCCACGGGGCAGCCCACCACGGGCGUUGCGACGGGGGCGUGGGUGUUGGGUCUACAGUGGGUGUGCUACUUGACCUCAACCACAGAACACUGACAUUUUACGUUAAUGAUGAACAGCAGGGAGACGUAGCCUUCACAGACCUGGACGGCCUCUUCUACCCAGCCGUCAGCGUUAACAGAAACGUAACGGUCACCUUGCACACUUCCCUCGAUCCGCCGCACUCCGACUACGACAGUCAGUCGGACACAUGAGACAUACAGGGUGCCACCAAACUUUAGAUUUGAGUGGCCAUUGAAGUAUGCCGGAGAAAGACGACGACGACGAGAGAGAGAGAGAAACCUUGAAAGGAGAGGGGGAGAGAAAAAAAAGGUCGGGGAGGAGUAAAUGGAACGAUCGAGUGAAAGAGAUGUGUUAAAGAUUUUGAAGCAAAAAUCGAGGGGAGCUUUUGAGUUUCGUGCGAGAUUCGAAAGAAGAAGAGAUGUCUCUUUUGUCUCGCUACCCGCUGUACAUGUUACGUGUUUUGCUGUCUUUAAGCAUCAGAUUGACGUUGAAUUUUGAAGGUUAUGAUACAAAGUGGCUAAGCGUUAAGGAAUACUUCAAUGAAGCCUCAACCUCAAAAUCUACAAUAAAUGCACUGACAAUUAACCGGUUAGAAAAUAAUAAUUUUACGUCAGUUGUAAUAGUGUGGACAUUUUUUUGUAUGAAAGACAAGUAUAUUCAGUUACAGAAUAUCAGAACGAAGAGCAAAACUUACUGAACGCUGGAUUCCUACGUAUAAAAUAGGAAUGAAAAACAGUUUCGUGUAUUGUAAAAAUGGAAAAAAAGAAAAAGAAAAAAACCUCUAGGAUACAAAGGAAAACAUAUUCCAUCUGUGACACAAAAGAAAAAGCUUUGAAUAUGGGAACCAGAAAUAGAGCAAAGUUAGUGUAAAAUCUGAUAAGAAACGAGCUAAAUAUAUCACAUAAAAAUGGUGACAAAAUCUGUUAGAAAAAACCUAGAAAACAUGCAAUCGAUGUCAGAGAUAUUACAUGAUAUAUAUAUGAAUAUAUAUAUAUAUAUAUAUAUAUAUAUAUAUAUAUAUAUAUAUAUAUAUAUAUAUAUAUAUAUAAUGCUCAGAAAUUCUGCGGUGCUAAAAAUAUUUUCGAAUGUCAUGGACAACAAACAGAAAAGAAAGAAACAAGAAACACUGGCCCAGAUUAUAAGCCAGAUCGAAAGAACUAAAGAAAUAAAUCAACGAUGGAUGGAAAACAAAAAACCGAAGUGCAGUUAGGAAUAAAUAAAAAAAUUGGGGACCUGUCUGGAAUCCUUUCAAUUUAUUCAGGAAAUACUUUUCACAACUUUUUUUUUCUACACGUAGAAGGAGUAUUGGCUCAGACGAGUUCCACUUGAAGAAUCCGAAUUUAUUUCUUUUAAUAACUCAGUAUUUUCUUUUUACCAUAAAGAACCUCAACGUUCUUUAUGACUGCUGGACUUGAAGUCCGGGUCCAGGAAGAAGAAGAAGAAGAAGAAGAAAAAAAAAGAACUUCGUCCGUUGUAUUUUGCUUCCAAGUGUGGCGGAGUCCGGAUAAAACGAACUUUCGCUGUAUAACCAUAUCCGUCACAUCACUGAAAAUGCCACUAAUAUUACGGCCAGUGGACAGGGUUUGGAAACAUCUACAGCUUUCGCACAGGGAGAGAGAUAUUGUGCCGACUUUGAUGUACUAUUAGGAUAGAGAGAGAGAGAGAGAGAGAGAGAGAGAGAGAUUCGACUCUGAAAUACUAAUAAGAGAGGGUCUGAUAAUUCAUCACCUCAGAGGGAUAGUGAUAAUAGGAAAAGAGAGAUAAAGUCAAGGUGAAGUUCAUCACUAGAGAGAGAGAGAGAGAGAGAGAGAGAGAGAGAGAGAGAGAACCGACCGUUGAUAACUAACACCAAUUUCCGUAACUUGUCUUAGCGCUUUGCUUGUCAAACGUAGCGUAGUUUACAUCAACAGCUAUAAAUGAAAUUUUAUUAAUGUAACGAAAGCAAAUUCUGUUUGAUUAUUAUUUUUGUUACAGUUACCUAGUGAUUCAACAUGGCUUUAGAGAAUAUAACAGUGGCAAAGACAUGAACAGUUUAUUUUAUAUUGUAUAGAAAUUUCUUUUAACGAUGUCAAUUUUUCGCUGUUCAUAACCGCUUGCAUUCAAGAACUGGUGAGUUCGUGGACGUCAGUGUACUAUAAUAUCAUGUGUGUCAGUGGUGGUCCAAAACCAUCACACCCUUUUUCAUCAAAGUGUGUCCAUUGAAGUUUUAGUUUCCGAGCGAGGCAUUGAGAGGCCAUCGUCAUCUUAUUAUUUUUUUUUUCUAUUUUUUUUUUGGUGUUCGACAUUAGGACGGUGAAAUCUAUGUCUAAUGGGAAGGAUUGAAAGUGAAUGAAAAAUCUAUUUUGAAAGUGCGAUUUUUCCAAUCGGAAUGACCUGAAUCCUUGCUCAUCAUGUUGAAGGAAGAAUGACUAUUCAAUUUUUUAUAUUGGAUUUGCUGAUGGUGGGCGAUUACAAAAUCAUGCGUGAUCAACAAAAAUUCAUCAGUGAUGGGUGAUUAUCAUCAAAUGGCAAAUAACACAUCGUUUCUUUUUUUAAAGUGUUAACCGUUAGAGCCAUGCCAUGAUUAAUCCGACCAUUUCUUGCUGAGUAUAUCUGAGAGUGAUAACCAUAAGUUCUUUUGAAAAAUUACUUUAAUGUUAGUGUAGGAUUCAGCUAAUGAUUUUUUUAAAAUGCAGAAAUGCUAUAUGACGAUUUUUAUUUUUUUCCACUUUUUGGUCCUACCAUGCAGUUAAGAGUUCCUUAGCAAUGUAAAGAAAUGGGUGUUUGCUUUUGAUUUCUAUGUUAUACUAUAUGUAGAUAUAUAUAUAUAUAUAUAAAUGUGCAUGCUAUGUAUAAACACAUAUAAAUACCUACGUAUGUGUUUAUGCAUAGAUCUCAUUGAGAUACUAAUCAUUUCCAUCUUCAAUUUUUUACAUUGCAUCUGUUUAGCACUGAUGUUGCAGCAAUGGACAACUAUACUGUGUAUAGUUUAGGCUUCUUUAGCUUCUAAGGUCAUCAGAUUUUGAAUUCGAGGAUUUCAUUUGUUUUUCUGCCACACUGUACAUAACAUAAACACAUCAUUAUUAUUACUUUAAUAUGAUCACAAGGCACAUAGACUUCAGCCCAAAUUGUGGGUCCCUCCUUUGGUAAGAGAAGAAGGCGAAGAAGAAAAAGAACAAGAAAAAAGAAGAAGAAGAAGAAAAUGUGAUUUAUGAGAUAAUGUCACCAAAACUGACAACCGGAUUUCAUGUUACAGACCUCUAGAUGUUGUUUUUUUCUUUGUUACCUUUUUAAGUAGUUAAUUUCUUUUUUUUUUCACAUGACGAUUUCCGAAUUCAUCUACCUCUCAGCGUCUCCCGUUCCUGUUCUUCUAACUCUUUUCACUUAAAAUAAAUCUCAUAAAUCGAAAUGGAAUUAAAUGCUGUAUUAGGAUUUGGCUUAUUUUCGCUUCAAAACAGAUAAAUAUCUUAGAUUUCUUUUAUACACUAUUGAUUCUUCUUCAUAGCCACGCAUAAUAAUUACUAUUUACGUAGUCAUCGUCAUUAGCACCUUAACGUUAGUCAUUACCAUCGGAUUUUCCUCCCUAAUUGCGAAUGAAUGGAUGAAUAAUAACACCUCACCUUCCAUUUUCCUUCAUUCUCCAUUAGGGAGGAAGGCGGUACACCAAGCGACGUUAUAACGUUAGAUUAUUUCACUCUCGACUAUAAGGAUUUUGUACUUUUAUAAGAAAAAAAUGUCUUACAUUGUUGGUCGAAUGAGAUAUUUCUUCAUUCUGCGUCUCCUCUAUAUCUUGCAUUUCUCUAACUAUGAACUUAGUGAAUCUUUAAGUCUGUCUACUGAAUUCUGAAUCCGGACAUGAAUUUCAACUUUAGAUUUUACUUUUUACUUUAUUUAGAGAUAUUUACAUUUUCCAGUGUCUAUAUCAGCUUGUCUUGCAGUUGUUAGGUCCACGAAAUUUAUUUAUUUCCGAUAUCUUUAAUGAUUGUAACUAUCUUUACAUUAAUUUCAGUUUUAUUUUUAGAAUUUUUCCUAUACUAAUUUUUCAUCAUGAAGGAGAGAAGCAUUGAAUUUCUAUGGCUAGUAGAAGGUAAAGUCAAUAUUUGAAUCACAUGAUAACUAUUUUUUUUGCUGUUCAUUAUGUUGGAGGAUCUGAAUCCUCGUGAAAAUAAUUCACUUAAAGCUAAACCUCACUUUUAUUCUCGUCCAAGUCUUUGGUCAUCUUAUAAGUACCGCUAAUGGAAUCUCCUGUAUCAGUUACGUUUUAUUUAUUUUAUUUUUGUAAAGAGGGGGUAAAUAUUUGUAUUUCUUUUUUAUUUUUUCCAUACUACAGUUUUUAAUAAAGUCCCCUUUAUUAUCUGUAAAAGCUUAAAAUUUAAGUGAAUACAGAAACUUUUACUUUGAUAAAAUGACCUAUUUAAAUUGCCUACGGACGCGUUGAAAGUAAGGUAUAUAUGUAAAUACUAACAAAAACAAGAUAACAAUUAAUGUAAACUUUAUUCUCACAAGAACUACAUUUUCGCUGUUUAUCAAACUUUGUUAAAUUUUACAGAAACUUCAUUCAUACUGUUACUGAACCACUUUUUAUUCUAUUCAGACGAACAUUUUCUCAUUAACCACUUAUGCACAAUCAGCAUCAAUGCCACCAUUCACAUCACGAAUACUAUAGCAAACGCUCUUUGUCCAUUAGUUCCUUCAUUUUACUUCUUUCCUCUCUUAAUAGGGAAUGUGUUUUCACGUGUUUCCUUCCUUAUUUAUAAAGACCUGAAGGCAAAGAAAGAGCUGUUAAUGGAUGUAAUUAGAUUUGUCUUGUGUGAAAAGAUGAUAUUCUGUUAUCUUUUUCCACUAUUGCAUUACACCUUUAAGAAUUCAUUGUUUGAUGAAGGUUACUGAAACGGGUAUGCUAGCAUUAAAACGAAAAUCAGAGAGAGAGAGAGAGAGAGAGAGAGAGAGAGAGUCAGUAAAGAUCAGGAAGGUAAGAAAUAAUAAAAAAAUGUGAAGCGUGAAAGGAAUCCAUACUGGCCACCAAAAGUUUAAUCAUAUAAGCGACUGUUAUUUACUAUACGGCAGUAUAUGCAGUGAAGGACUAUAUGAUUCUCAGCCAGGCACCCCGAAUCGGUUUCUUGCAGGUCAUCUGAAAGAAUUCCAAGGACAAACUGAAAGACCCCAUAAUACGGACAGCAGAACUGACUAAAUGACAGUAAAAUAAAAAAGAAAGAGGCUGACCGAAUGACAGUAGAAAAAAAGACUGACAAAGUGACAACUGAAAAGAAAAAUUAUAUCAAUCCUGUAUGAAGAUAAAAUGUAAUUUCUAAUUUUUUGGAUUAAAUGUUUUUGCAUGAGACUGACUGACAGGAUAAUUUUCCAGACAAACAGACCGAAGGACAUUCACAAUGAACAAACAGCAAAAAAUGAAUAAACAGACGCAUAAGUAAAACGUACACAGAAACAUUAAUUCCAUGUGUUGCCUAGAACACAUUCAGAAUAAACAACUUUUACUAAGACUGACAGACAAAGACUGAAGAGAGCAACUGAAAGACCUUUAAAAAUACACGAUGAAAGACUGUUAGUGGCCGGGGUUCUUUUUCACAGAGUUAGCUAAACUAAUUCAGACAUGUAGGGUGCUGGACAUUCAAAAUUACUAACAAAAUGAUCUUCAGACAUAAGGAAAAAGAUUUUAUUCACCUUGAGAACCACAAAGGGGCUAAAAGAAAAAAAAAACUUUCAGGAUAUAAAGUGGAACUUCUAAUGAAUGAUCUGCAAACACACGAACAAAAGACUUUCAGGAAUAUUAAAAGACGUACGAUCAAAUGGACCUUUAAGUCAAUGAACAUAAAGACCCUCAGGAAUGUUAAUGGACCUUCUAAACCACCGACCAAAUGACCUUCUGACAUGGAAACCAUGAGACUAAAGAAUAUCAAAUAGCCUUUCUAAUGA
Molecule: messenger RNA, 7966 nt
Organism: Macrobrachium nipponense
Lineage: Eukaryota; Metazoa; Arthropoda; Malacostraca; Decapoda; Palaemonidae
Product: E3 ubiquitin-protein ligase TRIM9-like
Exons: 11
Coding region: 34-2244 (736 amino acids)
Biological process (GO): axon guidance
Cellular component (GO): neuron projection
Molecular function (GO): zinc ion binding; protein binding
Source: RefSeq, a predicted model, not a curated record